AUGGCUGGAUAUAGUAGUAAUGAAGAGGAACCUCCAAAGGAAGAAAAGAAAAUCUCUAAAUUGGAAGAUAUGCAAAGCCCAUUUGAUUAUAAAAGAUUUUUUCGUAAGUACACAAUCUUUGCUCCCUUUAUUCUUGUGUACUUUACCAUAAUGUUUUUUGUUAAUUCGACUGUGCAAAAUGGUACAAUGUUAUUAAAUUCUAUAAAGGAGAAUGCCAACUCGAAACUUCCUGCUUUAUUGUGGAAUAAAAUAAGAGGGAAGGGAAAGGAUAAUGAAGUAAAUUUUGAAGAUAAGAAAAUGAUAGAAGGUAACAAAUGUGGCAGUGAAGAUGAGCACAAUAAACAUAAAAAAAGAAAAGUAGACAAUCAAGAAGAUGAUUAUGAUGUUAAUGAAUAUGGAAAUCCCAAAAUUGGUGCUCCAUACAAGAGCGAAGAAGAACUUGCAGAACAACAAAAUUAUGAUGAAGAACAUCACGGAGAUUAUGAUAAUGAAGACAAUAACGAAUAUCAUGGAAAAUCCAAUGUAGAAAAAAAUAAAGAUUAUCCAGAACAGGGACAAAAAGACGAAGAAAAAGAAAAAGAAGCAAAAAAAAAAGCGGAAGAAUUUGAAAAAAGAAAACAACUACAUGAAGAAGAAAAAAAAAAAGCUAGAGAAACACAACUAGCCUUACAUAAAAAAUUACAAGAACAAUUACAACGAUUAAAAGAACAAGAAAAAAAGAAAGUGGAACACCAAAAAUUAAUACAUAAAAUUAAAACACAAGGUGAUGUACAUCCAGCAGUGCAAAAAGUACUUAACAAGUAUCAUCAAAAAGAAAAAGAUGAAGAACAACAGAUACUUAAAAUAAGAGACUUACAAGUACAAUUACGUCAUAUCCAACAAAAAAUUCAAAAUCUCAAAUCUACUAAUAAUGGCCAACCAAAAACGAAAGAUGAGUAUUUACAAUUAAAAGAUCUACAAAAAGAAUAUUAUGAUAAAGAACAGGAUGAACAAAAUAUGAUAGAACACUUAGAAAACUUACAAGGAGAAAUGCAAUACAUAUUUGAAGAAUUACAAGUUGUAUAUGAUGAAAACCAAGCAAAAACAGCGCAAGCAAAAGACGAACAACAUGAAUUGAAACCACAAGCUGAAAAAGACGCAUCAAAA
This is a messenger RNA of Plasmodium reichenowi, 1146 nucleotides long. Its product is annotated as ring-exported protein 1. The record is from RefSeq and is a predicted model, not a curated record. NCBI's taxonomy places the organism in Eukaryota, Apicomplexa, Aconoidasida, Haemosporida, Plasmodiidae. The annotation marks the transcript as partial. The transcript is spliced from 2 exons.